UUGUUUUUUUACAGGAAGAAUUUCAACCCAUCAUUCAAAUAUGUGGACUCGGAACCAGUUUCUGGUAAUUAUUAUCCAGUAACUAAUAGGGUAUUCAUAAAAGAUGACAAGCUACAAUUGACUGUGUUGACGGAUCGAGCUGAAGGUGCAACUGUUCUAGAUGGAGGACUGGAAGUUAUGUUACAUCGACGUUGUUUCGUUGACGAUCAUUGGGGAGUUGAUGAGGCACUUGAUGAGCCGGGUAACGGCAAUGGUCUCGUUGCUCGUGGAACUCAUUACGUACUACUUGGCGACACGAAGGUCGAGUUUAUUGCUGCUCUGACCAAUGGUCAUUUUCAAGUAUCGCUCAGUUGA
Molecule: messenger RNA, 354 nt
Organism: Cooperia oncophora
Lineage: Eukaryota; Metazoa; Nematoda; Chromadorea; Rhabditida; Trichostrongylidae
Source: the annotation of a GenBank genome assembly